AGAGUCGUAGGACGUUCGUCUUUUCCUGAUUCCAUAUUUCUAAGGGGGAGAGAGAGAGAGCUGAUGGAAGUGAACAGGUACACCGGAUCUCUUUACUGGAACUUCAUAGCAUCCCUCCUUCCAGCUCUCUACUCAACCCUCAGCAAACUCUGGGUCGCAAACAUAGACUCCAAGCUCGUCGUCACAACUGACGUCUACACAUACAUCCAAACCCUAGCCGAAGUUCUCAACGAAGGGCUUCCUCGCACCGCAUGGCUCAUCAUAGGAGACAACACAAUCCGCUCCACCGCCUCCCGUCUCAGUCUCUCCUACACACCAAUCCUCUUCCAAAUCAUCUGUGGCACCAUCAUGACAGUAAUCCUCAUCGGUGCUUCAGACAAGUUCGCGGAUUCCUUCCUCCCAGUCGAAGUGAGAGAAAAGAGUUUAACAUACGUCCGCAUCUCCGCACCCGUCGCGCUACCGAGCGCGAUCCAAGUUGCUGUUUCCUCGUGCACGAGAGCGCUAGAUCAACCGGAUGUCUCGCUAGUCAUCAGUUCCAUCGGAUUCCUACUAAAUAUCAUCCUCGACCUACUUCUCAUCUCGAGAUUCCACGUCGGGGGUUUCAAGCCAACGAUCUUGAUGCAAGCUGGCAUCCGACUAUCCUGUGACUUCCUCUCCGCCCUCUCAGGACUGGGUUAUUUCUUCUUCCUCGCUCACACCAUGGGCAAGAAAGUGAGGAACCAGGACGCAGAGAAAAUCGGACCCCAGUUUGCGGCGCUCAAGAUCUUGCUUAGACCUGCGGUGUACACUUUCACCGAAACAGUCGUGAGAAAUGCAUUUUACCUCUGGCUCGUUGCGGUGAUCAUCAAUAUGGGCAAGACGUACGCUACAGCAUGGAGGGUUUUCAAUACGAUUCGAUGGGGUGUCGUGAUGGUUCCUGUGAAUACCCUUCAGGCUUCCGCGUUGAAGUUUGUGGGGCAUAGGUGGAGUGCGUGGCAUGCGAGGGUGGGUGCUGAGACUAGAAAUCCUGUUGCUACUUGGUUGGAUAUUAAAGGUAUAUCUUAUCUAAUUUCUCUCUAUCUCUUUUGUGAGAAUGGAGGACUUUGUGACUGGUAUUUGAUGGUGUAGAUAUCUCACGGCCAGCAGUCACCUCCGCUCUCCUCUCCUUAGCGGUCGAGAUACCAAUGUGCAUCUUCCUCUACAUCUGGGGAAUAAAACCCUUCGCCUUCUACCUCUCCGCAUCCCAAGAAGUCGCGGAAAUAACCCAGAAAAUGUGGCGCGUUCGUUUUCCCCCCAUCCCCUUCCUCUUCCUCCCCCCUUUCUCCCAAAAACUAACAAAACCACAGUACAUAGACUGGACAUACAUCUUCUACGCCCUCUCCACGCAACUCUCCGCCCUGCUUUUAGCCACCAUCCCUCGCUUCUAUCUCUACCAAUCCCUCGGGUCGAAUUUCCUCUGGAUGCUACCCUGGGCUAUCGUCAUGACCACAAGAAGGUUUGGGGAGGAGAGGGCGUGGGGUUUCUAUGCGGUGGUUUUUGGGGGC
Messenger RNA from Hymenoscyphus albidus, 1523 nucleotides. Lineage: Eukaryota; Fungi; Ascomycota; Leotiomycetes; Helotiales; Helotiaceae. The record is from the annotation of a GenBank genome assembly.